AUGCGCCAACCACCAGGAUAUGAGGAUCCUGAUCAUCCCGAUCAUGUUUGUCACUUGCAGCGGUCCUUAUAUGGCCUCAAGCAGGCCCCGCGGGCCUGGUUCCAUCGUCUACAUGAUUUCUUAUUGGAAACAGGGUUUGUUGCAUCCAAAACGGAUGUAUCUCUGUUUUAUUAUUCAACUGCAGGUUCCCGAGUUUUUUUGCUUGUGUAUGUCGACGACAUCAUCAUGCUUGGGAAUGAUGCUGUCUUAGUUGAGUCUCUUUUACAGCGGUUGGCAACAGCAUUUAAAAUCCGAGAUCUUGGACCACCCACGUUCUUCCUCGGUAUAGAAACCAUCACGGUUCCAGAUGGUAUGCUUCUCACACAGCGACGGUACAUACGCGACAUUUUGCAACGAGCUGGUAUGACUGAUUGCAAACCAUUAGCCACACCUGCGUCCAUCACUCAGUCAGUUAGCCAGUCCACCGAGCCGUUCGACAAUCCCACACAUCCCACACAGGAGUAUUGGGGUUUACUUAAACGAGUUCUUCGCUACAUAAAAGGAACUCUUGACUACGGGCUCCGCAUCUCACCAUCCAGGACCUCGGAAAUUCAUGCCUACUCGGAUUCUGACUGGGCUGGGUGUCCAGUAGAUCGCAAGUCCACCAGUGGUUAUGCUGUCUUCAUCGGUACCAACCUCAUCUCGUGGGUCUCGAGGAAGCAGCGCACAGUAGCCCGUUCAUCCACUGAGGCCGAGUAG
Messenger RNA from Ipomoea nil (Japanese morning glory), 738 nucleotides. RefSeq lists its product as uncharacterized. Lineage: Eukaryota; Viridiplantae; Streptophyta; Magnoliopsida; Solanales; Convolvulaceae. The record is from RefSeq and is a predicted model, not a curated record. Bases 1 to 738 code for a protein of 245 amino acids. The transcript has 2 exons.